Messenger RNA from Trichobilharzia szidati, 972 nucleotides. The record is from the annotation of a GenBank genome assembly. Lineage: Eukaryota; Metazoa; Platyhelminthes; Trematoda; Strigeidida; Schistosomatidae.
AAAUAAUGAAGUUUCAACUGACAAGUGAAUAAUGAAACUCAUUUCUUCAAGAAAAAUCAGGUAGAACUGAAAAUAUCGUUCGUGCAGGUCAUCAUACUUACAAGAUGUUCAUCAGAGCGAAGCUGCUUACUACUCAUCAUAUGUGAUAGUUUCAAAUUGGAUAUAAAAUGCAAAUCACUUAAUAGAAAGCGCUUUCAGUCAGGGUGAGAGAAACUUGGUCUGUACUGUACAUAUUUAUGUGCCUACUCGUAACUAUGUGCGCAACUCGAUAUCGUUUAGUUCGAUUCUACUCCUACAUCGAAACAGAACUACUGCAUUCACAUGCACAUUAAUUCGUCCAAUCAAUGUUCUCAAUCUUGGCACACAAAAAUGAACAAUUUAUCGUUUGUUAAUCUACAUCUGUGUCCACCGAUGUGAAGUUAAGCUACUAAAAUCGAUUGAAUCACUCAAACAAGGUAGAUAAGCUAUAAAUUGAGGUUUUUGAUAAUAUCUGUAAUACUCUUUGACCGGGUGAUUAUCUUUAGCGUCUUUGAAAAAGGGCACCGAAUUAUUUUGUUUUCUUGACAAAAUGGAUCUUAAAAAAGCAGUAGUUAAAAAUGCUGAUAUGUCAGAAGAUAUGCAGCAAUUCGCUGUAGACAUUACGGCUCAGGCUAUGGAAGAACAUAAUAUUGAAAAAGAUGUUGCCACUUUUGUGAAAAAAGAAUUUGAUAAGAAAUAUGGACCUACAUGGCAUUGUAUUGUGGGAAGAAACUUUGGAAGCUACGUGACACAUGAAGUGAACCAUUUUAUUUAUUUCUACUUGCAAAAUGUUGCCAUUCUUCUCUUCAAGUCGGGUUAAUAUAAAUAGUAAACAAAAAACCUAAAUAAAUAACUUUUCUUGUAAUCAAUCUUUGCAAAAUAUAGAAAUAUGUUUGUUUCAAAAAUCAUUCUUUCUAACGCGAAGAAAAUUAUUCACAGAAAUUUGAAUAUGUU